UUGUAGUAAUAGCCCACUUUUCCAGCACCUUCUAGUACUCUCUCUCUCUCCCUCUCUCUCUCUCUUAUAUACACACCCAAGAGUAAAGACAGAGACCUGGGUUUUAGUUCAGUAAGGCAUAACAUCAAAACUUGGAGUGCAUAACAAAAUGAAGCCAAUCGACGACAAGAAAGACAAGGUGACGAUCGGGGCGGUGACCCACGACGAGGAGGGCCGUAAGAGGGUGGAGAAGAUGGAGCUCCCCACCCACAACAUCGACAGCAUCAAGUACGUCGAGAAGAAGCUCAUAGACAAAGGCGUGCAGCGACUCGAACGCCACCCGAGAGACGGGACUGGGAUCGGGAGGCCGCCGCCUAAGUCGGGCCACGGCGGCAAGUACACUUGGGAGGGACCUGGCGACGAGGUGGAAGUUGAGAUGGACCCGGUGCCGCCGGCGAUCGACGAGAGGGACCCGAACUACGUGGAUGAGGAGACGGAGAAGAAGAUUGUGAAGGGGGAGGACGAUGAUGCGGCGGGGUUGGUUGUGGGGGAGGUGGAGGUAGCGAAGGCGGCGAAGGACAGGGAGGGGGUUGCUAGAAUUGAGGUGGUUAGUCCUCGUCACCUCCAGACUUAAGUUGCUGAUCUUUGUAACGUAACGGUGUACUUGAAGAGCUUACUAAAAUUAAAAUGUUGUGACCUGUCUUGCGUGUAAUUAUUUGGUUUUGCAUGAAAAAUUAUGUAUGCUUUCUUUUAAUAAAUAUGCUUUAAUUUUGUAUUGAAUUUUAUGAUAACAUUUCACUUUCUAAA
Molecule: messenger RNA, 786 nt
Organism: Malus domestica (apple)
Lineage: Eukaryota; Viridiplantae; Streptophyta; Magnoliopsida; Rosales; Rosaceae
Source: RefSeq, a predicted model, not a curated record